This is a messenger RNA of Drosophila bipectinata, 1961 nucleotides long. Lineage: Eukaryota; Metazoa; Arthropoda; Insecta; Diptera; Drosophilidae. The record is from RefSeq and is a predicted model, not a curated record.
UCUGUCGGCCGUGCCGCCCUCACGCAGUUCGCUUUGCAGCCAGCAGUUUUUAGCCAACUUUCUUCAGAAUCAGCCAGCUUCUACAGUCGAAUCGCGUCCUUAAUCGCAUCGUGUGCCAGGCCCCCAAACAUACUUUCCCAGCAACGCGCGCACUUUUCCGGAUAGCUCUGAUUACGGCUUUGUGUUUCCGCUUUAUCGCUUCGAUUCGGUGCUUUUAGUUUUGAAUAUUUACUUUUGCUUAAGCAUCUCGUUUCGGUGUCAAAAGGUUACUCCCAGCUCCCAGUCCCGGCGAUAAGCGGGAAUUGUACGACAAGAGUGAAUUACAAAUCAAUUGAGAGAUAGCCCUGUCUGGCAGCAAGACACAGACUCGCAGUUGAAAAGUGAAUCAGUAGUUCGCACGAAAACUUUAUAAAAACAGCCCGCAUGAGUAACAGCGCCAUGGUGGCUGUGGCCAUUUGCUGCAUCCUCGUCCUGCUGGCCGUCUUCAUUGUGAUCAUCAUAGUGGUGGGCCAGACGAUCGAGGAGCCCAAGUGAGACAUGCUCCAGCUGGGACCUGGCAACUUCCCAGAUGGAUAACAGAGGCCUCAAAAUUGUUAGUUGCCGCCACCCCGAGCCUCCAUCAUCAUGACCUUGGCGAUAUCAUCGAAAUUUACCGACACACAAGGAGGUGACAGGAACAAAGAAAGUGACAAAGGAACAGGAACAGGAAGGGGAAGCCGAGGGAGAGGAGGAGAAACAGGAACCAAAGGAGCAAGAAGCCGGAACAGUGGCAGAAGGAAAUGCGUCCCAUCGUCAGUAUCCAUUGGCUGUGAUGUGAAAUUUUUAGAAUUUGUGAAGCAAAAAUAUAAAUAGAAUCAAUCGAGAAAUCAACACAAACACGGAUCGACUAAAUUUCGGAACAUUCCGCAUCCCGAACAUCUUCAUGUAGCAUCUUUCCGACUACUAAGUGUUGUUAAUAUAAAUGUAUAUACACGCAUUCAAAUUAUAUAUAUGAAUAUGAAUAUAUUAUAUGAAUAUCUGAAUAUAUUAUAUACAUACGUACCGUUUAACAAGCAAGAAAUAUGUGUAACCCAACCGUCGUAACGUUGCGUUCUUUUUUAUAAAAGUGUUGUUAACAAAACCGAUUUUUAUUAAUGUUUUAUUGAUGUUGAAUAUAACGUAUACACACUCACACACCAGUGGAAUAAGUUUACAUUAAAUGUCCAGAGAUGUCAAAAUUGAUGAGCAGAGAUCCCAAAAGAAAUCCGAAAAGAAAAAGGAUUAUUCGAAGGACAGAACAGAAGCAGGACAAUAGGCAGGCAACCGGAGAGCUCAAUUGUUUAAUAUAUAUACGAUAUAUACCUUUAGAUCAUAUCAGGAGCGGAAAGCAGUCAGCAAUUGCACUUGUUAAUUGCACAGGAGGAGAGCAGGCGAAGCAGGAGCUGGAGGACUUAAGUAGUUAAAUAUAUCUACGUAUACAUAGGAGAUAUGAAUUAUAUAGCGGAGAUAUGCAUUUUAUAUAUCAAACAAAACAAAACAAAACAACUUUUUGGAUAAGUUUUAUGUGUGCGUGUACCUAGACCGUAGCUAACUCUUGUGUAUACAAAAAACAAAUGAUAAGGCCGUUAUCAAAAAUGGACAUAACCAAAUAUAUUCGAUAUGAGAACUUAAAUAACCGAUUGAAUGUAGUUAAACAAAUUUCGAGCCCCGAAACCCAAGUCCCAAAUUAAAUCAAUGCAAAACGUACGUGCGCUGUAAUGAAAAGAACCGACUUUCACUCAAUUAAAUAUGAUUAUUCAAUGCAAAUGCGAAAAUCAGAGAACCCAGCACUCGUGUGCACCAUAAAUUAAUAAAUAAAUUAAUUAAAUAUAAAUAUCAACAACAAUGGCUGGCAGCAAUACAGAAACGGAGAGAAAGGUACGUUCACAAGAGUCGGCCACAAUCAGUGUGAUCAGACCUUCGUGUCGCGGAUCGGCGGACCC